Molecule: messenger RNA, 1573 nt
Organism: Physeter macrocephalus (sperm whale)
Lineage: Eukaryota; Metazoa; Chordata; Mammalia; Artiodactyla; Physeteridae
Gene: TMEM218
Product: transmembrane protein 218
Exons: 3
Coding region: 84-431 (115 amino acids)
Source: RefSeq, a predicted model, not a curated record
CUGACGGUACCCACAGCACCAGGGACAGACAGCUCAUUGGGCCGGGGAGUCCAGGCCUGCAGCUCUCAGCUGCCUCCCCGCGCAUGGCUGGCACCGUGCUCGGCGUGGGGGCUGGCGUGUUCAUCCUCGCCCUGCUCUGGGUGUCAGCGCUGCUGCUGUGUCUGCUGCUGUCCAGAGCCUCAGGUAUAGCUAGGUUCUCCGUCAUUUUCGUGCUCCUCGGUGCUCUGAUCAUCACGGCAGUUCUGUUGCUCUUCCCCCGAGCCAGCGAAUUCCCAGCCCCUGACGCCGAGAUGAAGAUUGUAGAUGCCUUUUUCAUUGGCCGCUAUGUCCUGCUGGCUUUCCUCACUCUUGUCUUCCUUGGGAGCCUUUUCUUGGUUCUAAUCCAUCACAUCCUGGAGCCAAUCUAUGCCAAACCACUACGGUCCUACUGAGCCAUCUUCAGGAAAACCAAGACCCUGUUCUUUCCCUCGCUUUGAUGUCACUGAUGAGCAGAAAGGUAUUGUUUGGAGUCUUGUUUUGACAGCCUUCCUGCCUUAAGAUCGGAGAAUCAUCUCUUCAUCACUAAGACAAAUCCCUUGAGUCCUGGCUUCCAGAAACAGGGUUGUAAAAUUGCCCCUGGGGAGAGAUUCUCACCAGCUUAAGAGGGAUAUUGCCGUCUUCUUAGCACCUGUACCUCAGAUUUUCCAUCUCUUUUGAAAAGGAAAUAGCAACAGGGAUCUGCUUAGAAUAGGUUUUCAAUGAAGACUUCAGUAAAUGACUUUUGGGAAAAGGGGCACUUUGGCUUCUGCUGUCAAAUAGACGGAAGGACUUGGUCCUUUUUGAUACUGUGAAAAAUUGUUAGUUACAAGGUCAAGAUCAUUUGGGAAAGAAAGACAAUCAAAGUUCAAAAGGUUAUUUCAGCGUAAUGACCUGGAGACAUAUCCAGGUGCCGGUUAUGGAGCACUCCGCAUAUCAUGACACCAGGCUCCACAAAGGCCAUGGUGUCACUUCCCGCUGCUCCAAGAAAGCAAGCAACAGCAGCUAAAGGACUGGCUUUCACCUUGAACUCCUGGCCACAGCCUUCUAAAUCUAGCGUUUCUAUAUUUCAGGUUUACUCGGGGAUUAGAGGCAGGGUAUGGAAAUGUCACUUGUGUGCCCUGCUGCUCUCUCUGGAUUCUUUUGCUUCCAGGAUUCGGCGGGCUUUGUUCCCUUAUUUGGUUGCCAUAAGAGUCCAUUUGGGGUUACUGUCAUCUCUUUCAUCUUCGCAGCUCUCUCUCCAAAGCUGGUGAGGAAUGUAUAUGCCCAGGCUUAGGUAUAACUUUAUACCUAAGCCCCCAGACCAAGUGAAAUUUGUUAUUAACUAGAGGGGCUCUAGGCUGGUUCCAUUUUGGAAGUCUCAUCCUGGCUCCCUAGAGCUAUUUGAAGAAGGACUUUCUGGCUUAAAAUUAAGAACCAGAAAACAAGUUGGAAAAAGAACUUUGAUUGAGUACAUGCUAUAUGCCAGUAGUACACUAAUCUAAUUUUUUUAUUUUUACACAGAUGUAAAUGACAGGCUUGUGUGUUAAGGGCAAAUAUAUGCUUCAUACAAAGGCUA